AUGGUGUUUGAAUUUAACCGCGUUUGUUUUGGUUUAAAGUCGAGCCCAUUUCAUGCGUUACGCACGGUGAAACAGCUCGCCCACGAUGAAGGUCCCUCUUACCCUAAAGCUAAGAGGGCAAUUGAGAGCGGUUUAUAUAUGGAUGAUUUUGUAUACUCGGUCGAUAGCGUGGAGGAGGCCACCCUAAGCACCGCCGAGGUUAUGAGGCUCAUGAAAUCAGGUCAAUUCGAUCUUGUGAAGUGGACUAGUAAUUCGCGUCCGGUUUUAGAUACAAUCCCACUAUCACACCGUCUUUCGGCCAUAAAGGAAUUCGAUGAUUCUGAUACACACAAGGUGCUCGGUCUGUGUUGGUCAAAGAGUCCGACGUGUUUAGCCUUAAGGUAA
Molecule: messenger RNA, 384 nt
Organism: Parnassius apollo (apollo)
Lineage: Eukaryota; Metazoa; Arthropoda; Insecta; Lepidoptera; Papilionidae
Source: the annotation of a GenBank genome assembly